Molecule: messenger RNA, 2707 nt
Organism: Microtus oregoni (creeping vole)
Lineage: Eukaryota; Metazoa; Chordata; Mammalia; Rodentia; Cricetidae
Gene: Bid
Product: BH3 interacting domain death agonist
Exons: 6
Coding region: 167-757 (196 amino acids)
Biological process (GO): apoptotic mitochondrial changes; positive regulation of extrinsic apoptotic signaling pathway; positive regulation of release of cytochrome c from mitochondria
Cellular component (GO): mitochondrion; cytosol; cytoplasm
Source: RefSeq, a predicted model, not a curated record
CUAGACCGCCACCCACCGGUACGAGAAAGAGAAGGCGGCGUGCUAGGCGCGCCAGAGAGUCGGUCAGUCCUGCUUCAGCCUGUACGCGGCCGGUUCCCGCGGCGUGUGCGUGGUUGUUUCCCGGACUCUGUGAGUCAGCAGCGGUUGGAGCUGCACAGAUUGUACCAUGGACUCUCAGGUCAGCAAUGGCUCAGGCCUGGAGGCUGAGCACAUCACAAACCUGCUGGUGUUUGGCUUUCUCCAAAACUCCAAGUAUAAUUUCAAUCAAGAAUUGGAGGCACUAAGUCAGGAACUGCCCGUGCAAGUUUACCCGGAUGCAGACUUUGAGGAUGAGCUGCAGACUGAUGGUAGCCGAGCCAGCCGCUCCUUCUACCAUGGAAGAAUACAGCCAGAUUCUGAAAGUCAGGAGUCAGCCAUUCAGAACAUUGCCCGACGUCUUGCCCAGGUCGGCGAUGAGAUGGACCACAGAAUCCAGCCCACACUGGUGAGGCAGCUGGCAGAGCAGUUCAUGAACGCCGGCCUGUCAGAGGAGGACAGACGGAACUGCCUGGCCAGAGCCCUGGAUGAGAUGAAGACGGUUUUCCCUAGAGACAUGGAGAAUGAAAAGGCCAUGCUGAUAAUGACCUUGCUGUUGGCCAGAAAUGUGGCCAAGCAUGCACCAUCCUUACUCCAUGAUGUCUUCCGCACGACAGUGACCUUUAUUAACCAGAAUUUAUUCACCUGUGUGAGGAACUUGCUUAGAAAUGAGAUGGACUGAGGGACCUGCAGAAGAGUGGCUGGCAGACUCCAGAGGAAACUUGGCCGUGGAAACACACGCUGGAGAGAAGACAGGUCCCAGAUAAUAGCUGCCUCCCUAUUCUCAGGACAGUGUUUGGGCUGGUGACUCAGUUCCUCCAUUGAGCUAGUCUAAUGAAGAUGCCAGUGCGCGUAUCUGAAGGGCUUGCGCCAGCUCCUGCAUCCGCUUCAUGUUUCUUUCGUCUAAUCAGCUGUACGGGUUCCCACUUGAAAAUUAAACUCAAAAGCAGGUUGUAAGGCAGAAAGACUUACUUAUACUGUGAAGUUACUGUUCAUGAGAGGCCAGCCUGGGUCGCUGUCUUCGCCCUGCAGAUGGGCUUCUGUUUUGGGACAGUGCUAGCAGGGGUGCCUGGCCCCGGAGUGAGAACUCCACCCAGUGCACAGACGGCCAUAGCCUUCCUUUGUAAAAGCUGAAUGGCAAUAAGGUUUGAGUCUAUGACUCUGUUCUCAAACUACCCCUCCCCGUCCCACCCAUAUGCAAGGGUUUAGCUGUUUCAAAAGGGACUGUUUUUCUAAAGAUUUCUAUCCCAGUGGGAACAAACUUGAGUUGUGCACACAAACUCAGUCACUACAAUCAGGUUUGCUAGGAAACACAUUUACACAAGAAAAUGAAAUACCAGAGUCAACCGGAAAUAACAGGAGAGAUCUAAAACAGCAGCCAGUAAUCCAAACAGUAGCCUCGUCAUCUCCCCUGUGCAUUGGCCACCAUCUUGAUCAAGUUGGCAGAGGUAAUUUCCAGUCACAUCUGAUAGACAUUCUCGGUUGUAAAGCAAAAUUGCCAUUCGUUCUCAGCGGGCCAACGUUUUGGAAAGAUUCCAUGUGUCAAAGCCAAAUGUCCCCUCUUUUGUAUUUCAGAGAUAAGGUCUUACUGUGUAUCCUAAAACACAGGUGAUUCUCCUGCUAACUUGCCUAAUGCUGGAAUUGCAGGCAUGAGCCACCACUACCUGUUAAGUGUUCCAAUCUUCAAUUCAUUGCAGCCAUGACGGCCUGGUGUAUCAUGGAAAUUGGCGGAAUUUUUCUUUAGUAACAUGAUCCUUGUGUGGGUAUAACUGAGAGAUGAUGUUAAUUCAGAGAAUAUUUUCCAUUCUGUUCUAAAAGUAUGUGAAUUGAUAUGAGUGAUAGAAAUUUGUUUCUUCAAAAUAAAAGGCUUUCUUCUCUAAAGGAUAAUGCUUAGCAACAUCUCCUAGGUGAUCUAGUGCAUCAGAGGUCACAGCAUUCCCAUUGACCUUCAGGACCCAGCAUAAACACAGGUGUUUGGGAUCACAGUGACUUCACUGGCUGUGGCUACUGGGAACUCAGGUGUGGUUUUGAAUGGCAGGAUCGUGACUAAGGCAAACCAAGAAUGCGUGCACUUUAAGAGACUACAAAACAUUACCUGAAGUAAUCCUCCUAGGCCAACAGUAGCGGACAAAACCAUGAGUCACCAGUUAUCAGAAAAGCUCAUUUUAUUGUCACCUCCAGGGAGUUUCCCCCAAGAAGUUGCUACUGUCUGGAAGCACAGUUUGUAGACUUGAAUUUUGUCACUUCCUGAUAGAGAAAGAAGCUUGGGCACAAAGUAGACAACAGCAUGGGAAAGGAGCCAAGACAAUUCGCAGUAAUGAAUUGAGCAAGUCAGAGCUGAUAAGCACACUGGAAAUGAUGCUACCUGAAUCAAAUGCUUAUCCUAAUCUUUAUUUAUUUUUGUUUUUUUUUUUGUUGUUGUUGUUGUUUUCUGAGACAGUGUUCCUCUGUAUAACAGCCCUGUCUGUCCUGAACUAAUUCUGUAGACCAGGCUGGCCUCGAACUCAGUGGUCCACCUGCCUCUGCCUCCCAAGUACUGGAAUUAAAAGCAUGCAUCACCACCACAACCCAAUACUAAUUUUCUUUUUAAAAGAUAGGAUCCCAUGUAUUAAAGGCUGAACUUUAACUCUUA